Messenger RNA from Babjeviella inositovora NRRL Y-12698, 1020 nucleotides. It is a transcript of the gene WOR2, whose product is annotated as Zn(II)2Cys6 transcription factor WOR2. Gene Ontology annotation, molecular function: DNA-binding transcription factor activity, RNA polymerase II-specific; zinc ion binding. Gene Ontology annotation, biological process: regulation of DNA-templated transcription. The transcript has a single exon. The coding region runs from base 9 to 878 and encodes 289 amino acids. Lineage: Eukaryota; Fungi; Ascomycota; Pichiomycetes; Serinales. The record is from RefSeq and is a predicted model, not a curated record.
CAACUAUCAUGACCCAGUUACCGCCAGUGUCUCAACUUUUUGUUGACCUCAAACACACCAGCCCAAGCCCCCCCCGCUCCAACGUGUCUCCAAGGACUAGAAGCGACAUCACGGCAGCAGUGACCUCUGCUUCCACAUACACUGAACCAAGGCUCCCAAAAUUACCAUCCCUUUCCACUUCCAGAAGAUAUACCGAGCCCGUGGUGACGCACUCCAGCGCUGUUCCUAUCUACGAUACCCAAUCCCGGGACUACUUUUCGCUCACACCCACCCAGGCUAGCUUCGGCGGCCGUCUCGUGUCACCACCUAUAUCUGAAGUCGGUUUAAACGUUCCCAGAGCCGGUAGCUUUCAAGCGCCGACACGCUCCCCGCUCGACCAUACUCAUUUCCACAACCAGCCCGUUCAUCACGUAAACAACGCGGUGUAUGUGCCUGUGAUCACAUAUGUCCGGUCAGACAACUACCACGAAGAAAGACCAUAUAAUCAUCCAGUUUUUAUUCACAAUCCUCAAUAUGUACAGAGAGAAAGUGAGACCCGGUAUAUGCCGAACAUGUCCCAGGCUCCGUACCAACAAUACCCCAACCAGUAUAUGCAUAUAAACUCGGAAAUGGGCCCUCGUCCAAGAAACGAGCCGUUGUCGGCCGUUCCACCUCACCAACCGUUCAAACGUGAGAUAAAAAGACGGACGCGAUCCGGUUGCUUAACGUGCCGCAAGAGACGGAUCAAAUGCGACGAGCGCAAGCCGUUCUGCUUGAACUGUGAAAAGUCCAAGAAGUGUUGCUCCGGGUUCAAAAACUUGAAUGUGGGAAAUAAACCAUCAAAAAAGGACACUAGCUCUAGCCCGAGUUCUUCUUCUCCGUCCGGAGAUGAGGCCUGAUCCUUCCGAUGUUCCAGAAUCCCUUCACUUCGCUUCUUGCUUUUACGUCCCUUACCCCACAAUUUUAACCUCCCUUUCUUGGAACCACCUUAUAUGCUUAAUGAUGAUUUACGAAUUUGAUAAAUGUAGCACUGCAGUUCAC